UACAUCUGUGAACGUCAUUUCCAGAAGAUCUCAGGAAAAUCCCUGUUUACUGGACUGCGAUCUAUCACUCAUUUCGGACGACCCGACUUCCUGUCUUUCCUGGAGUCCCUCGCCACUACCAUUCACCCAGAGGUAAGCUCUUUUUAAGGUUACAGAACACCUUUGAGUGUUAAUUUUGCCUAAAAUUUUUUUAUUGGUUUCAAUGAAAGCAUUAGACUGGUUCUACUAUCUGACCAAGUUUGAACGAAAAAUGUUGAAAACUCGCAGAGUUAUUUUAUAAAAUACAUUUCGCUGCAAUAAGAAAAACAUUGAAAAUGUAAUAUUCAAAUUCAAUUUUCUCACGAAAAAUUUUACGGUAGUUACUGAUUUUCAAACGAGUUAUGCUCCUGCGGGUUUUAACCAAUUUUUCUCAAAUUUUCACAGGGCAUAGCUAAAUACGUCAGUUUCAAAAUUGUGUUCGGUUUUUUUUUAAUUUUGGAUAUUUUAAAAAUAAAGAGCAAUUCACUCAAACAAUUCAAAAAUAUAUUGCAGUCGUCAAAGAAAUUGCCAUAUCAGCGGAAUGACGAAAUAAACAAAAAUUUCCGAACACAAUUUUUUAGAACAACUAUUUUACUGUAUAAAAAUGAUAUUUUCAUAAAUAUAACUUAAAACCAGCCGGAGCACAACUCAAAAGCGUAAAGGUACCGCGAUUUAAGAUUUUCCUGAAUAAUUCUUACAUUAUUUUAUUGCUUGUUAAUUUUACGACAUUACCAUAUUUUGCAUGCACUGGAGAACAUUUGGUGAAAAUUUGAUGAAAAUCGGACUGAUAUUGAGCGCGCAGUAGCGAUUUUCCGCAAAAAGCCAAAAAAGGGUGUCCUAUAACCUUAAUUAUUGUAUCUUGACAGAUGAUCAGUCUUUACACACGCAAAAAUCUCGCAUCUUGCAGGGACCCCGGAACAGGGGGGCCAUGUCCUCCCCCCACUUUUUUGGUGGAUAAUAAGAAAUUACCGGAUAAAAUCAAGCCUGCCUGCGUGGAAUAGCUCCCGUGCUAUCCUGCCCCCCCCCCUCCCCACACACACACACUUCUAAACAAGCUCCGCGGUCCAUGUUUUGUGGAGAUUGUUACAAGUCUGCAAACAAGUUGUUACAAAUCUGUUCAAACUGCCGACAAGUUGUGUUCGCACUGCUUGUUCCCAGUUGUUGUGAUAAGUUGUAACAAGCUUGAUGGCAUUAACAGACUUGUUACACGGUUGUCCUAACAAGUCUGAUACAAUCAUGAUCUAACAAGAAUGUUACAAGGUUGAUGACACAAGGUCGUAACAAUACUGUUAUAUCAUGACUGUAUCGGACUAGUUGGAACAACCUUGCAACAAGUCUGAUAAUAUCAACAAGGUUGUUACAAGUUGUUAACAGCUUGUUCCAAACUUGUUGACAACUUGGGACAAGCAGUGCGAAGACAACUUGUUGACGGCUUGUUGGCAGACUUGCUACACGCGUAAAAUUCUCGCAUCUUGUACCAAGUCCGAUACAUUCAUGAUAUAACAAUGUUGUUACAACCUUGUGUCGUCAACCUUGUAACAUUCUUGUUAUAUCAUGAUUGUAUCGGACUUGUUAGAACAACCUUGUAACAAGUCUGAUAAUGCCAUCAAGCUUGGUGCAAGUUGUUAACAGCUUGUUCCAAACUUGUUACAACAACUGGGAACAAGCAGUGCGAACACAACUUGUUGACAGCUUGUGAACAGAUUUGUAACAACUUGUGCCUUUAUACUUCUGUAGCACACACGUAAAAACUCACAAGUUGUAGCAAAACCUGCAGCAGACAUGUAGUAAUGUUGUUCCAACAACUUGUCAACAGGAUGUGUUCGCACUGCUUGUUCCCAGCUGUUGACAAGUUGUCUACGGCUUGUUGACAACUUGCUACAAGGUUGUUGAGCUCAACAGACUCGUUACAAGUUGUUCCAACGAAUUGAAAGAUAUUGUCCGCAAUUCAUUCCAGAAUGCUGUGAGUGACAACCUUGUAGCAACUUGAUGAAAUAACGGCAUUGUUACAACUUGUUUGACAAGCUUGCUACAAGCCUGUUGGGAACACAUCUUGUUGACAAGUUGUGAGAUUUUUACGUAUGUUUAGCAUAGACAUAUCGCUAUUCUAGCCAGUUCAUCUUGAUAGCUCGGCUUGUGUUUAAUGAAAGAUGCCUGUAUCCUAAAAUAUUCUCUUAUCCAUUCCCGCAGGCGUCUAAGAUUGGUGUGUUCAGUUGCGGACCACCCGCAAUGACGCGAGGUGUGGAAAUCGCAUGUGCGGAACUGAACAAGACGGACGGAGCGGCUUUCAUUCAUCAUUACGAGAAUUUCUAA
Molecule: messenger RNA, 2331 nt
Organism: Paramuricea clavata
Lineage: Eukaryota; Metazoa; Cnidaria; Anthozoa; Malacalcyonacea; Plexauridae
Source: the annotation of a GenBank genome assembly